Messenger RNA from Polyodon spathula (Mississippi paddlefish), 2908 nucleotides. Its product is annotated as decorin-like. The record is from RefSeq and is a predicted model, not a curated record. NCBI's taxonomy places the organism in Eukaryota, Metazoa, Chordata, Actinopteri, Acipenseriformes, Polyodontidae. The coding region runs from base 309 to 1403 and encodes 364 amino acids. Gene Ontology annotation, molecular function: protein binding. The transcript is spliced from 9 exons.
UUCUUGUGGUUCAAACUGUGCUUUAGAAAGGGAGUACAGGGGGAGUUCUCUACCAAUUGACAUCCAUUGAAAAAGGACUAACGGGACCCACCCUUUCUCUGCCCCACCUCCUCCUUUAGCUCCACACACCUGCUUUGCUUUGGCUGAACACUUUUUUAGUGCAAUUCAGAGCUGCACUACAAAACCCUCCCCCUCCUGGAUUUGGGAAAAAGACACAGGAUGACUGUACCACCAUGGACAUUGUUAUGCCUCUCUGCCUCAUUUUACAUCAGUCUUCUCAGCUCUGUGUUGUCUGUGAGAUCUGAAUCAUGAAAUCGACCAUCCUUCUCCUGCUGUUAGCCACAGUUGCCUGGGCAAAACCCUUUCGCCAAACAGGCUUCCUGGAUUUCAUGUUGGAAGAUGAGGGGUCUGGAAAACCAGAAAUCGAUGGGCCAAAGCCACCAAUUGAGCAACCAGAUGUGCCUCAAGGGCCGGUCUGUCCCUUUGGAUGCCAGUGCCAUCUCCGAGUGAUCCAGUGCUCAGAUUUAGGUCUGAAGAAUGUGCCUGCUGAUAUCCCCUCAGAUGCAUCUCUUCUGGACUUGCAGAACAACAAAAUCACUGAAAUCAGAGAGUUUGACUUCAAGAACCUACAUAUUUUACAUGCUCUGAUCCUUGUCAACAACAAAAUCACGAUCAUACAUCCCAAAGCCUUCACCCCCAUGGGGAAACUGCAGAGACUCUACCUGUCUAAGAACUUACUGAAGGAGAUGCCAGUCAACAUGCCCAAGAACCUGCAGGAGCUGCGCAUUCAUGAGAAUGAAAUUGCCAAAAUCAAGAAAUCCUCAUUCGAAGGGAUGACUCAAGUCAUUGUGAUGGAGCUGGGAACAAACCCACUUAAGAGUGAAGGAAUUGAAAAUGGAGCCUUCCAAGAUCUGAAGAAGCUGUCCUACAUCCGGAUUUCAGACACCAACAUCACAUCCAUUCCUAAAGGUCUCCCCAGCUCAUUGUCCGAGCUCCAUCUUGAUGGCAACAAAAUUACCAAAGUAGAAGCUGCCAGUCUCAAGGGUCUCAACAAUCUCAACAAGCUUGGUCUGAGCUUCAACCAAAUCAGCUCAGUGGAAAAUGCAACCCUUGUUCAUGUGCCUCACUUGAGAGAGCUGCACCUGGAUAACAAUGCUCUCGUCAACGUGCCACCUGGCCUGCCCGAGCACAAGUACAUCCAGGUCAUCUACCUCCACAACAACAAAAUUGCUGCAGUUGGGACGGAAGACUUCUGUCCUCCAAGCUACAACACAAAGAAGGCCAUGUACUCUGGUAUCAGCCUUUUCAGCAACCCUGUUCCAUACUGGGAGGUCCAGCCUAUCACCUUCCGUUGUGUCUUCGAUCGCUCUGCCAUUCAGCUUGGAAACUACAGGAAAAAAUAAACCCUAAAUGCAAUUUUCAUCUCAUCCCAAACCACAAACUCCAAACCCCAAGAAAGAAUUACCAUUUGCAUUGUACACAAUUUCAAUUUUACAAAUUGCUGGAAUCUGGCAUAUUUCAAUACAAAUUGAUUGGUUUUUAAAAUAAGAAAAAUAAGUCAGUUUGCAAAAGGUUCUAGCCAUUCAUAAAAUGCAUGCCACAUUUAAUCAGUGGCAAAAAGUACCCUUAACAAAAAGCUGCACACUUAUACUAGUGUGUUAUUACAUGUGUAGUGCAAGUAUACAAGAAGUGUACCAUUGAGAUUCUAACAUGUAAUGUACUAAUGUUUGUUUUUUUCUUUUUCUAUGGAAUGUCAGGAGAAGUAGAGUUUUAUUUUGAGUUUUCUUUUCCAGGCUUGCUUUUGUGUUGUAUUUUUAUUUUUUAUUUUAUUUUUUUUUACUUUUAGCACCUUUCCAAAUUGCCCCUGUAAUUUCCCUUUUUAAGACCAAACCCAGGGUAAAUGCUAAUGUUAAAGCUUUAGAAUAAACAAUAUACAUAUAUCUAUAUAUAUAUAUAUAGAAAUGUUGUCACAGAAACUAUUAGCAUGCUUUUUUUCUGCAAGUUGGUUUAUGGAUUACAGCUUUUUAUAUGAUUAAGGUAGAUCAGAGACAGCAGGCUGAUAACACAGAGCACUUCGUCGCUGAGAAAAAGGGAACUCCCACCCAGGUGGUCCAGUCCAGAUACAAAUAAAAUGAGUUAAUAAUAUAAUUGUCACUACAUGCACUCUAAUUGGUCUUACUUAAUAUGUGUCCUUACCAAGACCAUGUUUUCCAAAACCAAUGUAAUAUCACAUAAAUGCCAUAAGUUUUCCGUCAAAAAUAUUUAACAGCUAUGGUUUAUCACUAUUGUAAAAACAUAAUGUCACUACGAAAUGUUGUUAGGAAUUGGUGUGGGGUAACGCAUGGGGUAAGGCAUGGAUAAUACUUUGAAUCAUUUUUCAGUUGACCCUUGGAUAGGUUCCUUAAGCAGAAGGUCCUUUCACACUUAAAAUCAGUUUCAGGUAUAUUAUGUGUUUUCCCUGAAAGUGGUGCACUAUAAAUCCAUGAAAGUCUUAGUGCAAGAGUUUUUGGUAACUUGCAGAACCCAAGAUGUCCAGUCUAAAUCUACAAAUUCUGCACUGGUUGCUUGAAUUGAUUCACUUCAGAUAAGCUUAUAAAAACAAUACUCUGCCAAUAAGACGUGUACAACAGCUUUGAGAUUUUUGUUGCCAAAUGCGCUGGGCGCAAUUUAUCACCAGGUGAAUGCCAAAAAAAGGGUUCAAAGCCUGGAGACUAAUAAUCAGAACAUUGGGUAAUUUAGAUGUGUUCCACCACCUGAUGAGAAGCCAUUAGUUCUUCUGCUUCAAGAUAGCAUUUUAAAUCAUAUCAUAGAAAGCACAAUUUUGUAUAAAAAAUAUGUUAAAUGGAAAUGUAUUCUGUGUUGGUUGUGGCCAUUUACCCUCUCUAAGAUUAAAAUGCAAUUGCUAACA